This is a messenger RNA of Solea solea (common sole), 740 nucleotides long. RefSeq names its product galactose-specific lectin nattectin-like. Lineage: Eukaryota; Metazoa; Chordata; Actinopteri; Pleuronectiformes; Soleidae. Bases 7 to 324 code for a protein of 105 amino acids. The transcript is spliced from 3 exons. The record is from RefSeq and is a predicted model, not a curated record.
UUCUGCAUGGACAUCGGUGGAAAUCUGGCCAAAGUUGAAGACAUUGCAGAAGUAACUUUCCUCAACUCUCACCUGAAAGAGGCCACAAAAGAAGUGAAGAGAGUUUGGAUCGGAGGCCACGACAAGUUCCUUGAGGGACAGUGGAUGUGGACGGAUGGUUCCGCAGGUCCUGCGAUGGGGUGGAAGCUGUGGAGUCCAGGUCAGCCCAGCGACAGCAGCGGAGCAGAACACUGCAUGGAGAUGAACUACUCAGGGGGCAUAAACGAUGACAAGUGCCAUGAAAGGAAACCCUUCAUUUGCUCCCGGCCUACAAGACCUUUAUAACUUCCUCAGAGAAGUCACGUCCUCUGGUGUCAACGUCUCCAGGAUCUUUUCAACAAUUGUGAAGACUAUUUGGCAGCCAGCUUCUGUGUGGGUGUAUGGAAUGGUGCAUUAUUUGGCAGUUUCUGUGUGGGUGUCUGAAAUGGCUCAUUAUUUGGCAGUCUGUCUGAUCAGUAUGUGAAUAUUAUAUCUAUAUUGUGACAUGAUUAAGUUUAACUACUAGUAAUUACCAGUUUGUCAGAUUGUUUCAGCUUCUUAAAUGUGAAUAUUUCCUGGUUUAUUUUGCUCCACAGAACAAAGAAAUCAUUAAAACAAUCAUUUAUGCACCAAACAACACUUGAUUCAUCGAGAAAGCAAUCGACUUAAAAUAUUGUAAAGCACUUCAUGUGAAAUAAAUAAUAUUAUUUACUACUUCAAAA